AUGGCUGGCUCGGCAGGUGCACAUGAGCUGCCGGCGGCUGAAUCGCUGGUAAGCACACCGCCUCGCCGGACAACUCGGGCGCGCCGUGCGACAACGAAGGCGACCGGGUCAGCGUCUGACGCAUCUAGUGCCGCGACGUCAUCUAAGUCAGAAGGCGCGCCUUCUACAUCUACAGCCAAGUCUACUGUGUCUACAACGAUCCCAUCCUCUUCGUUGUCGUCGUCACCUAGCAAGACGCCUCAAAAGGCGCGUGCAUCCAAAGCGACUCCUUCUUCCCAGCGGACUGAACCUGCCGAGCGUGUGCAUGAACUUCCGAAGCGGACUAAUCCGCGCUUGCACGAGGUCAAGUCACGUCAGGUCAAACUGCAGGUCAUUCGUCGUGAAGACAAAGAAAUCAUCAUUGGACGUAUCAAGUUGCCGACUGUGAAUGGUGCCGAACAUGGUUUCCUUCUCAAACGUUUCGACACAAAUGCGAUUGCGGGAUCGUCUAUGUUUCGUCUCGCAUUUCCCUAUGCCGACGCUGAAGAGGAAAGUGCUGAGAUGACGUAUUUGGAAUCGCGCUUCGAUACAGACGUUGCGAAUGGCGGAGUCAUUCCUCCCCCUCGUUCGCGGUCGUCGCGGAAGCUGACAUCAGAUACAACAGCGAAGGCUGCCGGAACACUACCACCAGGAUCAACCGGCGUGCGUCUUCAAGGUGUCUGGAUCCCUUGUGAACAUGCGAUGUCAAUUGCGAGUGACUAUGGUCUGGUCGAAUAUGCGCAGCCUCUCAUUGAGGCCACGGCCAUUCUGCUCCCAGAUGAAGACGCUCCUGUGCUUAACCCUGAUGCAGAGACUCUGGCCACAGCUGCGGCGGCGUCGGGCUCAGCUGUUGUAGAGACGACCGGGGCUCCGACGCCUUCCGACGACACGUCCCCCCCCGCACUCACAUCCUCAUUAGACGUUGUCUCGUCGAACACCCUCUCCAACGAGGCUGCACUUGGUGCAGCGGACUCGCCUAUGCGUGAGCCGCUUCAGGUCGCUGAGAAAGACGACACAAAUCGAUCAGCGGUUUCGGAUGUUACCGAGCAUGGCGAAACACCACCUCAACAGGCAGACCUUGUUGUCCCCACUCGUCAGAAAAAGCGUGCUCGUGUGGGAGAGGAGCUGCAGGCAUCAAGUGCGUUAUCGUCUAACGACAGUCAAUCUGACGUGGCAACAAAUGCUGAGGCGGUUCUUGCGAGAUCACAAGCAGCUCGUCGGUCCGGACGCACGGCUCCCGCUGCAGCCUCUACUGAUGUCCCAGCGCCCUCCGUCCCUCUGACGGCUGCGCAGAUCGAUGCACAGAUCCGCGAGGCUCAGGACUUCGCAGCGAAGAUUCAAAGGGAAUCUGUGGAGCAAGAUGAAACGCAUUCACGGCCUACAAAGCGGCUCGCUGAAGACGACGAGCCAGAAGACCCACAAUCUGUCACAGUGGCUCCUCAAGCCUCUAGCCAGGUGUUGCGCCGUCGUCGUCCUCUUGCAAGAGCCGCUGGUAUGCUGACGGCCGCCGGUGCGAUGGGGAUUGGCGCUAUGGCUGUGUACACAGGUUCCAUUAAUCUGCCGGCUUCAGUGCCACAUGUCUUCGAGCAGUUGCAGCACGUUGAUUAUUCGAGUGCACUGCAAAUGAUCCAGCAGAACAUACAAAAUUGGGGCAUAGCCUCGUGGUUCGGCUAG
Molecule: messenger RNA, 1692 nt
Organism: Malassezia globosa CBS 7966
Lineage: Eukaryota; Fungi; Basidiomycota; Malasseziomycetes; Malasseziales; Malasseziaceae
Exons: 2
Coding region: 1-1692 (563 amino acids)
Biological process (GO): mitotic telomere tethering at nuclear periphery; meiotic attachment of telomere to nuclear envelope
Cellular component (GO): nuclear membrane complex Bqt3-Bqt4
Molecular function (GO): DNA binding
Source: RefSeq, a predicted model, not a curated record